This is a messenger RNA of Tetranychus urticae (two-spotted spider mite), 2484 nucleotides long. RefSeq lists its product as uncharacterized. Gene Ontology annotation, molecular function: nucleic acid binding. NCBI's taxonomy places the organism in Eukaryota, Metazoa, Arthropoda, Arachnida, Trombidiformes, Tetranychidae. The record is from RefSeq and is a predicted model, not a curated record.
AUGCCUUCAUUUUCUAGAGGUGCAGAUCGAAAAGAAAGAAAUAAUCUGGUACGCAGAAAUUUAAAAAAAGAAGCCAAGCAUCCUUUUGUCAUUUAUGCAGAUUUUGAAUGCAUAUCAGAGGCAACUGAUAGUCCCGUUAGAGUCAGGAAACAUGUGCCUACAAGUUUUGGUUAUUGUGUCGUCGACUGGAAAAAAACUAUCAUUAGAAGUGACUUUGGUCAUGGUGAGAAUGUGGUUGCGGAAUUUUAUAAAAGUCUAAUAAAAACCGAAGAAUGGCUGAAAUGUUACUUGAAAGUUCACGGUCAGAAGAUGCUCAAGAUGAAUUCUGCAAUAGAAUUUGAUUUUGAGAAUGCCAAAGAAUGUUGGAUUUGCAGAAAAGAGCUAUUGAAUGAUCGAGUUAAAGAUCACUGCCAUUUGACUGGAAAAUAUAGAGGAGCUGCCCACAACGAAUGCAAUUUGUUUUACAAUCAACCCAAGAGAAUACCAGUACUAUUCCAUAAUCUAAAGAAUUAUGAUGGUCAUUUGUUGAUAGAAGGUAUAAAUGCAAAGAUAUUCAAUACUGAAAUCAAUUUGAUCGCUCAAACUAUGGAGAAAUAUAUUGGAUGGUUUUCUGGUAAUUUUGCCUUUCUUGACUCUUUUGCCUUCCUGCCUGCGAGUUUAAAUACAUUGUCAAAUGACUUAAGUCAGGAAGAAAAGUAUGAUAUGUUACGUCAGCAUUGGAAAAUAGAGGAUUUGAGUGAUUUAUGCGGUAAAGCUGCUCUUCCCUAUGAGUAUCUGGACUCAUAUGAAAAGUAUGACGAAGAAAAACUACCGCCGAUAGAAUGUUUUUACUCAUCACUUACAGAUUCAAAUAUAACUGAUGAAAUGUAUCAUCGACUUGAAAGAAUCUGGAAACAGUUUGACUGUCGAACAAUGAAAGACCUGAUAGAUAUUUAUCUUAAACUUGAUGUUUACAUGCUUGCUGCUGUAUUUGAAAACUUCAGAGAAACAAGUAUCAAGGAUUUCGGCAUUGAUCCACCACAUUACAUGUCAGUCCCUGGACUAUCUAUCAACUCAGCGGUGAAAAUGUUAGGCAUUGAUCUUGAGCUUUUCAUUGAGAUAGACAUGUAUUUGAUGAUAGAGAAUGGAAUACGUGGAGGAUUUACAACUACAGUGAAAAGACAUGCAGUAGCUGAAAACUCUGAAACCUCAGCAAACAUCUCACCAGAACAAGAAACUUGGCUUCUUUAUUUGGAUGUCAAUAAUCUUUAUGGUCAUGCGAUGAUGCAAAUGUUGCCUAUUGGUGAUUAUAAUUGGGUUCGUAAAAUAAAUUUUGAAAAUAUUAUGGCAACAUCUGAUGAAGCUGAUAAAGGUUAUAUUCUAGAAGUAGACCUAGAAUACCCGAAAGAGCUUCAUGACAGCCAUAAUGAUUUUCCUCUGGCGCCUCAUAAAAUGGUUAUUUCUCAUGAUAUGUUAAGCCCAUUUGCGAAGAAUCUCCUUGACAAGAUGGACUAUAAACAUAUUCCCACUGAAAAAUUGGUUGCAAGCUUCUUCGAUCGCAAGAAUUAUGUUGUUCACUACCGUGUACUGAAAUACUACAUUGCCAUGGGCCUAAAAGUUACCCACGUACAUCGAGCAAUCUCAUUCAGGCAAAAGAGCUGGUUGAAACCUUAUAUCGAAUUCUGUACCAAAAAGCGACAACAAGCAUCUUCACCUUUCAUUUCAUCGCUAUACAAACUUUUUGUGAAUAGCAACUACGGUAAAUUGAUGGAAGAUAAAAGAAAAAGGGUGAAGGUUGACCUAGUAAUGAAGGAUGCAAUGGCCGCUCGUCGAGUUAGAGACAACUUUUGCAAAUCAAUGAAAAUUUUGGAUGAAGAAAAGAUACUAUUCCAAAUGACACCUGACACUGUUUUACUUGACAAACCAAUAGUAGUUGGUUUCACAGUUCUUGAAUUGGCAAAAUUGCAUGUUUACAAUUUGUAUUAUGGAGUGCUUAAAGCUCAUUAUCAAGAAAACCUACAACUUAUUUACUCUGAUACGGAUUCUUUGCUGAUUGAAAUCAAGUCAAACAGCCUUAAUCAAGACAUGGCCAAGUUUUCAAAUAUAAUGGAUUUCAGCGACCUGCCUAAGGAUCAUCCUCUCUAUUCAGAGCAUAAUAAGAAGAAAAUUGGCUGUUUAAAAGAUGAAAUGAGUGGUGAAGUGAUUGAUGAAGUGAUUGCGAUAAGACCAAAGCUCUAUGCAAUUAAAACUACAAAAGGUCAAGUGAAGAAGAAGGCUAAAGGAGUUCAACAGGUCGUGCUAAAAAAUAAACUAACGUUUGAGGAUUACCGCACUUCACUAUUCAAUAAUGGAGUAAUAAAAGCUAAGACACGUCGUCUUGGUUCUGAAUCACACACAAUUUACCAAUAUGUUAAUGAAAAAAUAGCUCUGUCUCCUUUUGAAGAUAAGCGGUAUUUGCUUGAUUCUGUAAAUUCAUUAGCAUAUGGUCAUUACAAGAUUGAAUAA